Messenger RNA from Pollicipes pollicipes, 1340 nucleotides. RefSeq lists its product as uncharacterized. The transcript is spliced from 4 exons. The record is from RefSeq and is a predicted model, not a curated record. The coding region runs from base 1 to 354 and encodes 117 amino acids. Lineage: Eukaryota; Metazoa; Arthropoda; Thecostraca; Pollicipedomorpha; Pollicipedidae.
AUGACAACUUCUUUGGCUUGGCUGCACAGCGUUGCAGCCAAGGAGCCUCCGGCGCUGGCCUCGGCCGCCCUGGUCGGCGUGGUGGUGGGCGUGCUGCUGGUGCUGCUGCUGCUCAUUGACCUCACCUGCUACGCCGUCAACAGCCGCGGCAUCGUGUACGCGCUCUGCUCGCGGCGCCGCGGCAGGUCGGGCGCGGUCAAGCUGACCAACACGGCUGCCAGCGAAAAGGAGCCACUGCAACACAGCAAAAACGGAAACGGAGCUGGCCACGGAGCAAGUGAUGACAGGGACGUCCCGGCCGUGGUUGUGCAGGGCGCGUCGCCGGCGGCCGCCUCCAAUGACUCGGCCGUCUAGAGGAUGGCCCGUGUUCUACAAUGCGCCCGGGCCGGGUGGCACGCCCCCCCCCCCCCCUCCCCCCGAUGUUCGCGGGACGUGACGCGGCAUCGCCGGCUGGCGAGUGGACCUGACUGGUCGGCGCGAUGUGGUGGUGAGACGUGUCAUUGACGUGCAGCCUGUCGCCUCCAGUUGCAGAUCUCCAGUGAUUAUUUCCAUGUCGACGCUGUCAGAAGAAGCCAUUUCAUUUUGAUGUUUCUGUACUCGUGUGUUCCUUUCCCACAAGGCGUUUGUUGCUGCACCAGUUGUUCGCGGCGUCUAGUUUCGUCCGUCUAGUCGGUCGCCAUGACAACACACUUGCGUCAUGUUUGUACGUGUCCUGAUUGUACUGCGUUGAACGUUGCUUGGUAAGCUGGGGCUGGUUUUUGUAUCAUAUCGUAAGACCGUCUCGAAACCUGCAAUCGUCUGGCAGGCGACCCAGGCUCGACCCGUAAGUCAUACCUGUUCUGCAGGGCAGUGGGCUGGCCACUGAAAUACACGUUUUCUGAACAGGGAGCGCUGCGCGGCGUCCUUUUGCGGACCAAAGCCCCCAGUAAUAAACUGCAGCGCGUUGUUGGGCAGCGGCCACGCACGGCAGCGCCUGCUGACUUCGCGGAAGACCGCGCGGAGACCAGACAGGUCAAGCAGGCAGCCCGGCCGCGCCCCGCGCCCCUGAACCGUGCCCGGAGGCGGCGCGUGUCCGGCGCACGUGGAAGCCGCGCUCCCCAGGACGAGUGUGACAGGGGCGUGCGAUCUGGAGGAGGUGGCGGACCCAGCCCGGGCCGGCGCGCGUGUCAUGUACGCCGCCGACCAUUUCCCGUUCAGAAGCGGUGCUUGCGGCAGGGCCGGCCGUCACCUCAGUGGCCUUCACCUCGGGUGGCCGGCGCGUGAACAUCGCACGUCAACGACUCGCUGGUGUACGUUCUCGUGUGGGUCACGAACGUUCUCAAUACUACAACUAAUGUCGG